Messenger RNA from Pyricularia grisea, 3369 nucleotides. RefSeq lists its product as uncharacterized. NCBI's taxonomy places the organism in Eukaryota, Fungi, Ascomycota, Sordariomycetes, Magnaporthales, Pyriculariaceae. The transcript is spliced from 5 exons. Bases 422 to 2725 code for a protein of 767 amino acids. The record is from RefSeq and is a predicted model, not a curated record. Gene Ontology annotation, molecular function: 3-oxoacyl-[acyl-carrier-protein] synthase activity. Gene Ontology annotation, biological process: fatty acid biosynthetic process.
CUAACUUUGUAACAUACUUGGCUGAAGCAAAUUUGCGGAUUAAAGCGUUGGAUACGAACCCAAUGUUGAUUGUAUUGUCUGACGAUAGAAUUCAACAACAGUCAACCCGAUUCCUCCGACAGCACUAGAGAAUUUCAAUUGGCUUGAGCACGUGUGGGAGAUUAAUGCACGACGCAGUUCAUCACUGAGGGAUUCCCUGUCAGUGCACGCCUCUAGAGACAUCCAAAACGCACGACCAUCAUGGGCAUGGACCAGCAGGCCAACGUUGCUUUAAUCUAGACGCGCGGUUUAUAGUCGAUAGUUUGGUUUUGAUGCUUGUACCCUCCGUGGGAGCUUUAGCUUACUUGCCCGAUUUGGGCGUUUGGUUUGCUUAUCUCGAGAACGAGAGGCAAGCGAACCUUGUUACGCUACUGUCUGGGAAAUGUCUCUGAGGCGAGUCGUCGUCACGGGCAUAGGCGCCGUCACGCCCUUGGGCGUGGGAGCCCAGCGCUCUUGGCAGCGGUUACUCGCCGGGGCUUCUGGCAUCACGAGCGUCACGCACCUGGAGCCGCUUGACAGGUGGCAGGAGCUUCCCAGCACCGUUGCAGGCCUGGUGCCAACUGCUGCAGCUGCAGCUGCAGAUGCAAAUGCGAAUGCACCAACACCACAUGGAGGUGCAGGCGACGUAGAUGCCGGCAAGCCAUCGGGGUUGUGGCGUCCCUCGGACUGGCUCGACGCCACGGACCAGCGACGUAUGUCUAGGUUCGCCCAAUAUGCCGUGGCCUCGGCUGACAUGGCUCUUGAGGAUGCCCGGUGGAAGCCGGAGACGCCUCAUGAUCUGGAGGCGACUGGAGUUUGUUUGGGAAGUGGUAUUGGCAACCUUGAGGAAAUCUACAACACAGCACUGGCCCAUUAUAAAUAUGGUUACAAAAAAGUGUCACCCCUGUUCGCCCCCAAAAUUCUCAUCAACCUGGCGGCCGGUCACAUCGCGAUGCGCCAUGGGUUUCGUGGCCCGAACCAUGCCGCGACGACUGCAUGCACGACAGGUGCGCACUCGAUUGGUGACGCGGCACGCUUUAUCGCAUUCGGAGACGCCGACGUUAUGGUUGCGGGGGGCUCCGAGUCGUGCAUCCACCCGCUGACCUUUGCCGGCUUCGCGAGGUCCCGAUCGUUGUCGACUGCUUUCAAUGACAACCCCACCGUCAGCUGCAGGCCAUUCGACGAGAGCCGGGACGGCUUCGUGAUUGCCGAGGGUGCAGCUGUCGUAGUGCUCGAGGAGCUGGAACAUGCUCUGCGCAGGGGCGCGCGGAUCCUGGCCGAGCUGAGAGGAUAUGGAUGCAGUGGAGAUGCGCACCACAUGACGGCGCCGAGGGAAGACGGAUCGGGUGCUCUGACGGCCAUGAAGAGGGCUUUGAAGCAUGCUGCGGUCAAACCGGCUGAAGUCGACUACAUCAACGCCCACGCUACCGGUACUCGGUCAGGGGAUGCGGCCGAGGCCCUUGCCAUUCGAUCUCUUAUGCUAGGCGAGGAGGGGCUUGAAAGAGAGGAACAAGUUACUGUGAGCAGCACCAAAGGGUCGACCGGCCACUUGCUGGGUGCGGCUGGUGCAAUCGAGGCCGUUUUCACGGCACUGGCAGUUGCUGAGAACCGAGUACCGCCAACAAGGAAUCUCAUGAAUCCAGGGGUCGGACCCAACUUCAAUUUCGUGGCAAAUCAAGCGCAGGAGAGGACUGUCAACGUUGCAGUAUCAAACAGCUUUGGAUUUGGUGGCACGAAUGCUUCCCUGACGUGUCGAGCCUGCUUGGAGGCAGUUCCGCCAAAGCUCGGGCGACAAGUCCAGCGACAAGUCUUACAAUCCAGGUCCAGCAGCACAGCAAUAACAGCAACAUCAGGAGCCUGGAAAGCGAAGACAAGAUCAAGCCGAUCGACGCAGCACCAACAGCAAAGGUCGCUUCAUACCACAAACCCAUGUCGAGACGACAGCCCCGGCCUCCUCUACAAACUUAUCAAACGAGUUCCCGGCGUAUACAACCAAACAUAUCGAGUCUACAACUACGCAAAUACCCUGUACAAGUCCCUAUCCAAGCAGGCGCCGUACAAGAUAGACCCUAAUCAACGCAAGAAGGGUCUCGUGAAGAAGGCUGAGGAUGGGGAGGAGAUUGGCGAGGGGUCCUCCCCUUGGCAUACAGAGCUCGGUCUCCCUCCGACGUUCAGCACGUGGGCCCAGGUCACCAUGAUGCACAUGUACCUCGCCGUCGUCCGCUACCGCUGCCUGCCACAGGACGCCUUUGAGGGCUCGCAAAAGUCCCUGGUCGACGCCUUCUUCUACGAGGCCGAGGAGCGCAUGGACGUGCACCACGGCAUGAGCUCCCGGUCGCUCCGCCAGCACCACCUCAAGGAUCUCUUCGUCGCCUGGCGCGGCCUCAUGCUUGCCUACGACGAGGGCAUCGUCCGCGGCGACGCCGUCCUGGGCGCAGCCGUGUGGAGGAACCUGUUCAAGGGCGACGCCGACGUCGACGUCAGAAAGGUCGCCGCCGUCGUCAGCUACAUGCGCGCCUCACUCAGGAGGCUGGAUCAACUCAAGGACGAGGACGCCCUCCUCGGGAUGCAUAAGGCGUUCUGCACCGACAUCAAGGGCGAGUUGCAGUUUGUCGACGUCCCGGCCAGGGAGCUCGUCGGAGUCUUGCCCAAGGCUGGGGAGACGCAGAUCCCAGCCGAUGCCACGGGCACGGCGAACAAGGUUUAGCUUAUACGUGUUUCGUUGUCGUAUGCGUGUUUGGGGGUUGACUUUGAGGUCAUAGACAUGAUCUGAUCAUAAUGUAUUCCCACAAUCUUCCAGCACAUUCGAAUGGGGUGCUGUGUAUAUUUAUCUAGCUGUAACAGUAUUUGUACCUUUUGGGGGGGCUUUGUCGGUUUAUCAUGACCUCACCGUUAAGAAAUGGGUCAAUGUCAAGGCUAUGUAUCAAAAGAAAAAAUAAAAACUUUCCAAUGGGUGGGUUGGCUCAACCUCUUUUUGAGAGCUAUAUCAUGCACAAAAAUCCAAUCAAUCCAACCUCUCCCACAUCUGAAACUCAUACUGCGUCCCAUUCUCCUCCUGCACGCCCGCCGGGACCUCCUCGCCUACCCAGGCAUCGUGCUCCUCCUUGGACGCCCUCCUCCAACCGGACCCCUCGUCCAGCCGCAGCGCCACCGACGCAUCGCACUCGAAAUCAGACAUGACGCUCGUGAAGAGCACCCGACGCGUCUCGGGCAGGCCCAGGGCGGCGUCGUAGAUCUGCGCCCCGCCAACGACGAACACCUUGCCCAAGGCCUCGUGCUGCUCUCUGAGCUGGGCGAGGUAGGCCAGCGCCUCGGGCAGCGACCGCGCGUGGAUGGGCUCCCUGUCGUUUA